Messenger RNA from Hipposideros armiger (great roundleaf bat), 3805 nucleotides. It is a transcript of the gene JAM2, whose product is annotated as junctional adhesion molecule 2. The transcript is spliced from 10 exons. Gene Ontology annotation, cellular component: plasma membrane; protein complex involved in cell adhesion; tight junction. The coding region runs from base 440 to 1333 and encodes 297 amino acids. Gene Ontology annotation, biological process: leukocyte cell-cell adhesion. The record is from RefSeq and is a predicted model, not a curated record. NCBI's taxonomy places the organism in Eukaryota, Metazoa, Chordata, Mammalia, Chiroptera, Hipposideridae.
CCCCCCGCCCCCCGGCUCCGCGCCCUGGGGACAGCUGGCAGCUCCGCGCGGGACCAGACACAAAGCGGAUCAAUCCCGGCGGCGCGGGGGUGAGGGGGCGACCCGCCAGGGCUUCCCUUCCGCUCCUCGCCUCCUCCUGCGCCUUCGUUAGGACCCAGGCAGCACCUCCUCCGACUUGCACGCGCCCCUCCCCGCAAAGGAAGGCCCAGGCCCCCCAUCCCGGGGGCUGCGAAGACCUGCCUUAGGCAGCCCGCUGAGAAAGCGCCCCAGGCCCGGGGAAACUGACGUCGCAUCGGGGGCCGCCCCUCCCCUCCCUGCGCUCCGCAAGUCUCUCCUCCUCUCCGGCUCCAGAAGUUCAAGGGGCCCCCGCCCGGCCUCCAGCCCUCCGGCCGCAGGGACCCUCCGUCUCCAAGGAGCAGCCAGCUCGGCCCCGGAGAAGAUGGCGAGGGGGAGCCGCCACCGCCUCCUCCUGCUGCUGCUGCGCUACCUGGUGGUCGCCUUGGGCUAUCAUAAGGCCUAUGGAUUCUCUGCCCCAAAAGACCAUAAAGUAGUCACAGCAAUAGAGUACCAAGAGGUGAUUUUAGCCUGUAAGUACCCAAAGAAGACCAUUGCCUUCAGAUUAGAGUGGAAGAAGCUGGGGCCGAGCGUCUCCUUUGUCUACUAUCAACAGGCUCUUCAAGGUGAUUUUAAAGAUCGAGCUGAGUUGAUAGAUUUCAGUAUACGGAUCAAAAAUGUUACAAGAAAUGAUGCCGGGAAAUAUCGUUGUGAAAUUAGCGCCCCGUCUGAGCAAGGCCAGAACCUGGAAGAGGAUACGGUCACUCUGGAAGUAUUAGUGGCUCCAGCAGUUCCAUCAUGCGAAGUACCCAAUUCUGCUCUGAGUGGAACUGUGGUAGAGCUGCGGUGUCAAGAAAAAGAAGGAAAUCCAGCUCCUGAAUAUACAUGGUUUAAGGACGGCGUCCGUUUGUUUGGGAAUUUAAAAUUUGGCUCUCAAAACACCAACAGCUCAUACACAAUGAAUACAAAAUCGGGAACUCUGAAAUUUAACACCGUUUCAAAACUGGACAGUGGAGAAUAUUCCUGCGAAGCCCGUAAUUCUGUUGGACAUCGCAGGUGUCCUGGGAAACGAAUGCAAGUAGAUGAUCUCAACAUAAGUGGCAUCAUAGCAGCUGUGGUAAUCGUGGCCUUAGUCAUCUCCAUUUGUGGCUUUGGUGUGUGCUAUGCUCAAAAGAAAGGCUACUUUUCAAAAGAAGCGUCCUUCCAGAAGAGUAGUUCUGCAUCUAAAGAUACUACGAGUGAAAAUGAUUUCAAGCACACAAAAUCCUUUAUAAUUUAAAAGAAUUCCACCUUUGAGAUACACCAAAACCAGUGGUUACACGAGUUAUUAAAAGAUUAUAAAACUCUGCUUUGUCUUACAUUUGCAAAGAGGUACACGUAAAGAUGAAGUUGGUAUUUCAUUAUACUUUUUAUGACCGCUCAAUCACUUGACGUUAUUUUAAACAAAUAGUUCUUUCAGCACCUAAAAUGCAGUCUGGCUUCCUGUGUCUGGGCUAAGUUAAAAGAAACAAAAUACUUUGUAAUACUCUGGGGUUUGUGAAAUGUUAAAUGUCCUAACUUCUGGAGAAAAGUAACUGCGGUAUGUCUUAUAUUGAUUGAUUAUAUUAAUCCACGUAGCAUGCAAAUAUAAAGUGCAUGCCCCCUCUGUGCAGAAGUCUGGUUUAGAACGCUCAGAAAAUACUGGCAGAUGCAAAAGGAGGCUCUGAUCUCAUUUCCACCCCAAUCCUCUUUUCUCCCCUAAUAUAAUCCUUCUUCUGCUGCUCAUUUAUCACUAAUGUAUCCACAGAAGGGACGUGGUGGGAGUGGGUCUUAAACCCAAGGAUUUUCACUUUGUCUACCUUCAUUUCUAAGAACCAAAAGCAACAUGGAGAAAAAUACCUAAUGACCAGAGCUCACUCACCUGGUGUGUGCCAUUGAUUUCUUCAUUAAACGUAAUUUUGAGAGUCAAACCCAAGUGUCUUAUUUCACCCCCAUAGCUGCCUGUUGCUAUUUCCUUCCCCUAAGACCUCUUUGAAGAGGAUCAGUGACCUUGACAUGAGUAUUUGCCACUGCAGCUUAUCCACAGAACCCUGCAGAGACCUCCCCUUCAGCAUGGUGACUUCACAUCUGUCUAGAAACCGUGCAGGGACACUCUAGGCUGGGCCAAGUCCCCUGCUCUUAGUUACCGUCAGUGGAUUGCCAAUCCUGUUUAUCACAAAGCCGGGAGUACAGAGGGGAGAAGUGAUUGUCUGACAAGUAAAACGAGUUGAGAGCUCACUGGGGCUCCCUGCACUUGGCGACCCUCUCACAACAUAGAGGGCACAGGAGAAACAGUGGCUGACAUGAAAAACGGGGUGGAGCAUCUGGUUUCUCAGCUGAUUCCAAGGCCUCCAGCUAGUGUUACAAAGUGAAAAUUCCAACAAUCCAUUUAAUAGUAAGAGCAGUCAGACCAUGUGAAAAGCAAAAUUAUUUAUAACUUGUUUUGAUUAUUCAUAUUAAAAACAAAAUAUGGCUAGGGCAUUUCCAUUUCUGGGCAAAUCUGAUGAAAAGGUCACUCGCUACCUUUGACAGCUUUGAACAUGGUUAAGCUGCUUUUAAAGGAGUCCAUUCUUUUUGCCCAACAGGCAAAGCAAAUCCUUGGGAUUCAGUGGACAAACAAAUGCAUUAGGCACUCACCCAGUACCUUGCAUGUGCCUGGUCACCGGGUCACUGGAAAGACACCUGUUGUCAGACUGUCCCCUCACGCUUGCCGGUCGCAUUCAAUACUUCUUACCAGUACCAUGCAAACCUUUUCUGUAAAGGCCCAGAUAGUAGGUAUUUUAAGCCAUACAGGCCACAUGGCCCGUUAUAACUAUUCAACUCUGCCGUUGUAGCACCAAAGCAGCCAUAGACAAUAAUAAAUGGUCAUGUUUGUGUUCCAAUAAAACUUUAUUUACAAAAAACAGGAAGCACAGACAGAAUCUGGCCCACAGGCAUAGUUUCCCAACUCCUGGUGGUGAAGCAUGAAAAAAUACCGAUCUAUAAGCUUUUGUAAGAAACUAGGCUAAAGGUUGCCCGUGCUUGGAUUUGCCUUGGUUUGAGGAACGCUUUCCUCCUCUUGCAUUGCUAAGUGCCAAGGGGAUGUGUGAGUCUCAAAGAUCUCUUCAGGCAUACCUACCAGCACACAAGAUCAACUUCAAUUUAAAUGUCAAAUCCAUUUUGUGAGGGAAGAAUAUGUAGGUACCUCAGCUUUCCUAACAGAUGGAAGCUUCUUCACCAUACAGGCUGGAGGAGUCACCGUAUGCAGUGUUAAAGUCUAACACUCCAUGUCAAAUAAUAGCAUACGUUAUCUUAACAUACUGUACACAGCUAAAUAAAAAUCACUGUGUGAAGAAUGCUUUCUCCCACACAAAGGCUACAGUAUUGAGCGCUCACUUUCCAGUUAUUAAGUUAUUAAAAGUACAUCUGCCUGUGUCUGGGCUUGUGUUUCCAAUUGCAUUUAUUUGAGGCCUUCAACAGCAACAAUUGGUCAAAUCCCAUUAUUAUUCUUAAAGCAUUUUAUUUUCCUACAGUGAAAUUCUAUUGUAUAAGGAUUGGGGCUCCAGAAUCUUUAGUAGCAAGUUUUGUUUUAAUUAUUAUUGUUGCUGUUAUAAUUAGGUUUAUUUUUAGUUGGGGGUUUAACCUAACUAAAUCUGGAACAAUUGGUUGUUUUUCAAUACAGCUUUGUAAAAAACUUCAUCUCCCACAUGGUUUUAUUAAAGUUCACAUUAAUAAAAAUAGCUGAACUUGUUAA